UAUUACAUUGGCAAUAUUUCACUAUUUUCCGACAAUAAUUAUAAGAACUGUACGCAUGGAAUCGAAAAAAUUUUGAGAGCUUUUCGUCUUCGAUUUUCGUGGGCAACACGAUGGUAUAAAUAUGCGAAGGUUUAUUAACACUCUGUAUAGUCAAAGCCUAAACGUGGAUGUAGUACGGACGCACACCAAACGAACGAUUUUAUUGACAGGGUCGAAAAGUGGAUGUGGUACGUAGUUCUAUAUCCACGUUUGACGCUUAUGCUACAUCCACAUUUCGGUCGCACGAAAAAGGCUGCGGUGGCCGCUCUCAGGCUUCUCUCUGCUGUGCACAUUAAACGUACGCGACACACGCGACAAUGAAGUGACAAUUUCGGAAGUAUCGUAUCUACUAGGCGAACACACGAUUUUCACACGAAAACCUGAUUUAUACAAUAGCAGCGAUUCCGUGACGGUGUCAUCAGAAUCGCGUUGAUGUAUCUAUUGUGAUCCCGUUACGAGGUAUGACAUGCCAGAUUCGUUGUUGAAACUUUCGCGAUGUUGAUUGACGUUUUCAAACGCUAAAUGUCAUAUGCCAUGCGUUAUCUUUUUCUAUAGAAUUUAUUCGCUGUAGAUCACGAAAGAUAUACAAUACUCUUAAUAUCCAGUACGAGCGACUAAUAGGUGUCUUUUUUUCGAAUACAAUGGUUCAGUGCAUUAAUCAAAAGUGACAAAUUGUAUAUGGUUAUAAGUGUACGUGUAUAUAUAUAUAUAUAUAUAUAUGUGUGUGUAUGUGUGUGUGUAAAUAUGAUGACUUAUGUAAAUAAUUAUUAUAUGAAUUCUUAUAUUUGUGGGAGUUACUUAUGUAACAUAUAAAAAUGUCGCAAGGAAAUGGUGCUGCUAUUGCGGUGCCUAAUAAUCAAAACGGUGCAGUAGCACACAAUUUUCACAGUCUUGCUGGUGUCAUAGGACCAGUUUUAAAUAACAAUAAUAUGAAUAUAGCUAGAAAUAACAAUAAUCAAAACCCACUGAUUAAUGUGCGGGAUAGAUUGUUCCACGCACUAUUUAUUAAAGCAGCACUAGCCUACGCACGAACAUUUCCAAGGCCUGUUAGAAGAUUUAUUGAAUUUAUAGUCCUUUUAAAGGCUAUAUUGGCGUUUUUUGUACUGGCUUAUAUCCACAUAGUAUUUUCACGUGCACCAACCAAUUGUUUAGAACACAUAAGAGACGAAUGGCCACGAGAUGGCAUUUUGAGAGUUGAAAUUCUUAGGAAUGGUGGUGAAGAUUAUAGUAUAGAGAAAAGUUAUGCAAAAGAAGAGAAACUCAGACAAGAGAAAGUUGAUGAUUUAACUAAUUCUUUAGGAAUAUUAACUGGAGAUGGGUUUAUAAAUAUUGAACCAUCGGCCGUUGAUGAAGAACGGGACACUAUAAAUUCGGUCUCUGCUGAGGAGAAUCACGAGAAUUUAACAUUACUUGAGCAAGAUCUGAUAAGAGCAACAAUCUCUGAAGAGACGCAGAAUCUUGAUUUAAGCACAACAAAUACAACAAUGAGCUCAUCGUCAUUGUCAACAAAACUUUGGAAUGGUUUAAAUAUAGCUAAAAAAAUAUCUGGAGAAAAGUCGUCUUUUAUGAACGUGGAAAGUAAUUCCACAGAAGUGCCUGAUCAUUUAAAUGAGGAUAAUAUUGUACAGUUGAAAGAUCGUACAUCAGAUGUUGAUAAAACGGCUAGGAUAGAAGAUGGAUAUAUAGUCGAAUAUUCAUUGGAAUAUGGUUUUUUGCGAUUAUCACCAGCAGCCCGGCAAAGAUUAAAUAUUCCAGUAAAAAUUGUUACUUUGGAUCCAUUGAACGAUAAAUGUUUUGGUGAUGCAUUUUCGCGGUUAAUAUUAGAUGAAUUUUUGGGAUAUGACGAUUUGUUAAUGGCGAGUAUCAAGACGCUAGCAGAACACGAAGACAACAAAGGUUUUUUACGGAAUGUGGUAACGGGAGAGCAUUAUCGAUUUGUGAGCAUGUGGAUGGCACGAACAUCAUAUUUAGCUGCAUUCUUUGUUAUGCUCGUAUUUACGGUGUCAAUCUCGAUGCUAUUGCGUUACUCGCAUCAUCAAAUCUUCGUUUUUAUUGUUGACCUCAUACAAAUGCUGGAGUUUAAUUUAACCGUGUCAUUGCCAGCUGCCUCCUUACUGACAGUAGUCUUGGCAUUAGUAGGCUCAAACGUGCUUAUGGUGGUCGAUCACGGGGAAAUACUAUGUCCGUUAGAUAGGAAGAGAGAAGAGAAGGAGGAGGAUGAUUCUGCUGAGUUGCGUGCAAUAUUGACACUGGCCAAGCUCGACUCGAUGCCGAUGACACGAAUGGAGGCACUUAUGUCUGAAUUCUUCAACGACACAACCACUGCGUUUUACAUAAUCUUGAUAGUAUGGCUUGCCGAUCAAUAUGAUGCUAUUUGCUGUCACACAGCUCUUACAAAGCGACACUGGCUAAGAUUCUUCUAUUUGUAUCACUUUUCUUUCUAUGCGUAUCACUAUCGUUUUAACGGACAGUACAGCAGUUUGGCUUUGGUCACAUCUUGGCUUUUUAUACAGCAUUCGAUGCUGUAUUUCUUUCAUCACUACGAGUUACCAGUGAUUCUGCAGCAAGCGCAACUUCAGCAGCUUUUGUUUCGUAAUCACGCUCAACCUCAGGCGCAACCAGCGACGCCCAGCACAGCGCCGACUACUCCGGGUCCGGGCUCAUCAUCGUCGCCGUCGUCAGCGGCACCUUCGUCUUCUCCUUCGUCUUCGUCCUCGUCGAAUCUAAAUCCUGAGUCGACGACACCUACGACGACGACAGGGCAGACACAGCAGAACUAUAUUACCGAGCUUUCUCAACUUGAUUUGGAACCUAGUGGUAUGGAAGAACAGCAUGCGAAUACUGUGGAUACCGAGCAGACAUCCGCCGCGGCGACGACGGCUGAUCAUCGAGACGAUUCCGUUCGUGCGUCGGAGAAUACAAUAGCGUUCGCCACAUCAAGUUCCAUUGCGAGGACAGAUGCAGUGCCCUCAGCGUCCAGAGCUACGAGUUCACUCGCCGAUACCUCAUCCUCCGAAGGCUUCGAGGUCAUCGAGUCUGCCGAGGUGGUGCGCAAAGAAGUGUCUGUUGAUGACAAGAAGGAACAUUAGACCUUGACCAUGUCAGUCGCGUGACAGACAGGGUGUAUCAUUUUCACACGACUGCUUCCGUCGGCUUUCUUUACGCGGGAAGGAUAUUUUGUCAUGGAACUUAAACUAUAAAGUAAUAUAGUCUUUCUCUACAUAUAAAAGAAUAAGCAAGAUAUUUCUUCGAUUUUGAUAAGAAUAAACUUGGGAAUCUUUAAAAAUGUCAUAGGUAUUAUACUUCAAGAGCAAAACUAAUGAACGAAGAGGCAAAGAUUUAUAUAACGAUGUAAUUAUGAGAAUAAAUUAUCAGUGUUAGUAAUACGGGGAAUUACUGGAGAUUGAGUUUCGUGUAAUUAUAUGUUUCAAUGUUUAGAUCCGUUAGACGUGUAAUAGUAAAGUUAAACGUUAUGAAUGUACUUUCAGAAUAAGGUGCAAUGUUUUUAAUUUAUCGCGUCUACGUUUUGUAUGUCAAUUACUUAAUAAUUCUUCUUUGUAAUGUAAUAUGUGUAAUUUUUUAAUAUAAUGUUUUGUAAGAUUAUUUUAUUACAAAAGAUCAUUAUUUGUUCGAAGAUACGUUACACAAGUGCGAAAUGUAUUACAAUCAAUAUUAUCUUCUAACCAAAAUACAUAUUUGUGAAUAAUUUUAAAA
This is a messenger RNA of Monomorium pharaonis (pharaoh ant), 3753 nucleotides long. RefSeq names its product membralin. Gene Ontology annotation, biological process: positive regulation of ERAD pathway; response to endoplasmic reticulum stress. Gene Ontology annotation, cellular component: endoplasmic reticulum. The transcript is spliced from 14 exons. NCBI's taxonomy places the organism in Eukaryota, Metazoa, Arthropoda, Insecta, Hymenoptera, Formicidae. Bases 855 to 3128 code for a protein of 757 amino acids. The record is from RefSeq and is a predicted model, not a curated record.